Messenger RNA from Psylliodes chrysocephalus, 330 nucleotides. The record is from the annotation of a GenBank genome assembly. Lineage: Eukaryota; Metazoa; Arthropoda; Insecta; Coleoptera; Chrysomelidae.
AUGGAUGACAAAGUAGAGGAGCUAUCUGGAGAACGGGCUUUAUCGGUUCUAGUCGAAGCAAAACUGACUAGACAUCAAUAUGAGAUAAUAAGAAGUGAAGACAAAAGGAGAUUUUUAUCAUACAAAAAGAUUCAAGAUGCUAAGAAAUAUUUUUAUCCAGACAGUAAAGCUAUAAUAAUUAUAGAGAUGAAUGCUAAAUCCUUAACAGAAAAAGAACUUCAGUGUUUAACAUUGGUAUUUAAAUGGGGGUGUGAUGAAAGCUCGAGGUUCACCCAGUACAAACAAAAAUUUAAAAGCAGUGAUGAUUCAGAUGCCAGAUGGCAUUUUUGA